AUGGAUGAGGGAAUUGUUGAGUUAAGGUGUAGUUCUGGUAUCAACCCAGUCCCAUGGCUUCCAACCCGAAUCAGUGUUGUCAGUAGCGACCAUAGCGAUCGCUAUAUUGACAUUACUGGUGAAGAAGUUCAAAAGAAAAGGAAACGCAAACACUCAGCUACGAGAAAGGAUGCCACUGUCGAAUCGAAUAUCGAGGAGACGAGUAUUCCUGAUGUCAAUGUAAAUGCAUCUAAUGCGGAUACAAACAUUUCUACUAGUGAGCCAAUCAUUACUUCUCUUCCUGAGAAGAUUGGAGCUACACCAUAUGAAGGCCAAGAAUCGCCACCUACCGAUGAAGAUGAAACGAUCGGAUUUGCUGAGCUUGAGUUUAAUCAUGAAGAAGAUAUAGAUGACAACAUGAUUAUGUCAGGAAAGCAGUAUAUGAUUCUCAAUUCCAAACUCAAAGCCAUUGAUUAA
Lactuca saligna is the source of this 456-nucleotide messenger RNA. The record is from the annotation of a GenBank genome assembly. NCBI's taxonomy places the organism in Eukaryota, Viridiplantae, Streptophyta, Magnoliopsida, Asterales, Asteraceae.